This is a messenger RNA of Mesocricetus auratus (golden hamster), 982 nucleotides long. RefSeq lists its product as uncharacterized. The record is from RefSeq and is a predicted model, not a curated record. Gene Ontology annotation, biological process: bicellular tight junction assembly; cell adhesion. The transcript is spliced from 3 exons. Bases 169 to 870 code for a protein of 233 amino acids. Gene Ontology annotation, cellular component: plasma membrane; bicellular tight junction. Gene Ontology annotation, molecular function: structural molecule activity. Lineage: Eukaryota; Metazoa; Chordata; Mammalia; Rodentia; Cricetidae.
AUGGAAACAUGAGAAUGUUUACAGUUAUUAUCUUUCUUAUGGUUGGAAGUCACUAACAUUUAGACUUAAUAGAAAAGAUAAAGAGGUACUUCCCUCUUCAUGUGAUGACCUCUAUGGUCAACAUUUCCUGCUGCUUUGUAGUGCAUUUAUAAUUCUGCCACCUUCCAAAUGGAUAACUUCACCCAGGAAACAAUAAGAUUUAGUGAGGCGAAGGAAUGGAUCUUCAAACUGAUUGGCUUCCUUUGCAGUCUCUUAUCUUUGGUAUUUGGAGUAAUCCUUGUAAGCAGCCAAUACUGGCGCCUCUGGGAAUUCAACAACAAGUCUGUUCAGCUUGUGUACAUCGGACUCUGGGAAGCUUACUACAAUCAAGAGUUUAACAUCUCUAGCUCUGUGAUCAGGAUUCCGGUGCACAGCCCUGUCAACUCAAGCUGGACCAUUUCACCUGAAUUUCAGUAUGCGCAGAACCUGAUAUUACUGGCGACUUUGAUAAACCCUGUUGUCCUGGUUUUCAACUCAGUGAUCAUUAGACUCACCAUCAUCAAAGCCUCAGACCUUGAGAUUCAGAUGCUCUGCUACAAGUGCUGUGUCUACAUUCUUGUUCUCAGCAGCUUUUGCACGGUUCUUUCUGUCACCUGGAACCACGUAGUAGAUCUUUAUGGCGAAACCACCUUUGACUUUCCACCCAAUUUUCCUGUUAGGAAAGAAGACCUGAUAAAGAAACACCACACUCAUGUGUUCCCCAUAGGGGUCAUGACAACGAUUCUUUCACUCCUUGCUGUGAUUACGUUCCUCUUCGAGAUCAGGUCAUUGAAACUAGAGAGUAACCUCAAGGCCUUGAAUGCUUCCAAACAGGUGGAUCAAAUAGUCUGAAGUAUGAACUCUGGCAUUUCCAAUAUCAGCCAGGAGAAUCCUUGAAGAUAUUUCCCAUUUGCACACAAUAAUUAUGAGUCAUCAACUGGCUCCAAAUAAACCAUCAACCUGG